This is a messenger RNA of Lodderomyces jiufengensis, 630 nucleotides long. It is a transcript of the gene PGA39, whose product is annotated as Pga39p. The transcript has a single exon. The record is from RefSeq and is a predicted model, not a curated record. NCBI's taxonomy places the organism in Eukaryota, Fungi, Ascomycota, Pichiomycetes, Serinales, Debaryomycetaceae. Bases 1 to 630 code for a protein of 209 amino acids.
AUGAGAUUUUCAACUUUAACUAUCAUUUGUUCCGUCGUUAUUUCAACUAACGCAAAGAACAUAUUUGAUAAAUCCAAAUUAAAUUUAUUUAAAAGAGCUGACUCAUCAUCAUUUGAUUCUUCAUUUAUUACAGAAACAGGUAGUAUUGAUGAUUCAAAUAUUACAGACGAAACCGAAACAAAUAAUGAGUCAUUAGCUGAAAGCACUGAAUUUCUUGGUUUUGGUAGUGAAACAACUGAUGAUAAUGAACAAACUGAAGAUCCAACUGCAAGUGAUGAAUCCGAACCUACUGAUUCUUUAAUUGGUGGUAAUUCAGCCGGUAAUUCAACAGUUGGUCAUAUAAAUGGCACUUCUCCAGCUUCAGGUGGUGUUAAUCAUCGUAACUCAACUAAUGGUGGUGGUGCUGAUACAAGUAAUGUAUCUACUUCAGAAGAAUCAACUGAAACAAGUGGUACAGAAUCAAGUAAAGCAAGUGGUUCAAGCUCAAGUGGAACUGGUGAUUCAAAAUCUACUAAAAGUUCAAGUUCAGGUUCAACUGCUGCUAAUUUGGGAAAUAAUUUAGUAGAUUCAAAUUAUGCAAAUUAUGGUAUGGUUGCUUUUGGUGCAAUUAUGGGUGUUUUAUUAAUUUAG